UGGACGGGGAACACAACAUCACCGAUCGGUGCGACUUCUUGGGAUUUUUGACUUUGCAAAUCUACGUGUGACUUAUGAUUUAUCGCAGCGAUGCCGAUUAGAAGCGGCCAGAGGCCAAGUUUGACGCAGAGUCUUGAUCGCGAGAUAUACCAAGUUGUUCGCAAAAUCGCUGACGAGCAGGCCGAGCGUGAGGAUGGCGGGAAGAGGCUUUCUACAUCGGUAGUAUACGACAGCAUUAAGAAUUCGAAUUCAAGUCUUAGGCGCAGACCGAAGAAGUUGCUCGAUGACUCGAUCGACCGUGUUCUACUAGUUAUAAAAGAGGAGCAGGAUGAUAGCGAGGCUUCGCUGGAUGGGGAUUUUGAUGGGAUCGCCGAUGCUGUACCUGUACUGAAGGAGCACAAUGUCAUGAAUAGGAGCAUUACGAAGUUGUGGGCGCAACCGAAGGCAUCCCUCACACCGAACACACAAUCAGAUGCCUUAACGACGGGACAAACUACACCUUCAACUCCAACCCAGGCACUCGAUGGAGAUGCGACGACGCCGGGCAAGGCGGACAGACAUACCAAUGGAGAGCCGCACAAGAAGCGCCGCAAGGCAGAGAGAGAGCCAAAGAAAGAAGUCGACCGCACUCCACCCGCAGACAUCUCCCUCGCCAACCUCGCGGUGUCGACGCAGUGA
Messenger RNA from Pseudogymnoascus destructans, 678 nucleotides. RefSeq lists its product as uncharacterized. The transcript has 2 exons. NCBI's taxonomy places the organism in Eukaryota, Fungi, Ascomycota, Leotiomycetes, Thelebolales, Thelebolaceae. Bases 91 to 678 code for a protein of 195 amino acids. The record is from RefSeq and is a predicted model, not a curated record.